ACACAGGCAGUGCUCAAGGAUACCCAGAUACACUUGGAUGAUGCUCUCAGGACACAGGAGGACCUGAAGGAGCAGGUGGCCAUGGUGGAGCGCAGAGCUAACCUGCUGCAGGCUGAAGUUGAGGAGCUACAGGCAGCCCUGGAGCAGACAGAGCGGUCGAGGAAAGUGGCUGAGCAGGAGCUUCUGGAUGCAAGUGAGAGAGUCCAGCUCCUCCACUCUCAGAACACCAGCUUGAUAAACACCAAGAAGAAGCUGGAAACAGACAUUGCCCAAAUUCAAGGUGAAAUGGAGGAUACUAUCCAGGAAGCCCGCAAUGCUGAAGAGAAGGCCAAGAAGGCCAUCACAGAUGCGGCCAUGAUGGCAGAAGAGCUGAAGAAGGAGCAGGACACCAGCGCCCACCUGGAGAGGAUGAAGAAGAACCUGGACCAGACGGUGAAGGACCUGCAGCACCGUCUGGAUGAGGCUGAGCAGCUGGCACUGAAGGGAGGCAAGAAGCAAAUCCAGAAGCUGGAGGCCAGAGUGCGGGAGCUGGAAGGGGAGGUUGAUGCUGAGCAGAAGCGUAGCGCUGAAUCCAUGAAGGGUGUGCGCAAGUACGAGAGGAGGGUGAAGGAGCUGACCUAGUCUGAGGAGGACCGGAAGAACAUUCUCAGGCUCCAGGAUCUGGUGGACAAGCUUCAAAUGAAGGUGAAAUCCUACAAGAGGCAGGCUGAGGAGGCU
Messenger RNA from Pterocles gutturalis (yellow-throated sandgrouse), 717 nucleotides. RefSeq names its product myosin-8-like. Gene Ontology annotation, cellular component: myosin complex. NCBI's taxonomy places the organism in Eukaryota, Metazoa, Chordata, Aves, Pterocliformes, Pteroclidae. The transcript has 6 exons. The record is from RefSeq and is a predicted model, not a curated record. The annotation marks the transcript as partial.